Phragmites australis (common reed) is the source of this 2214-nucleotide messenger RNA. Its product is annotated as hydroxymethylglutaryl-CoA synthase-like. The transcript has 12 exons. Lineage: Eukaryota; Viridiplantae; Streptophyta; Magnoliopsida; Poales; Poaceae. The record is from RefSeq and is a predicted model, not a curated record. Gene Ontology annotation, molecular function: hydroxymethylglutaryl-CoA synthase activity. Gene Ontology annotation, biological process: acetyl-CoA metabolic process. The coding region runs from base 608 to 2020 and encodes 470 amino acids.
CGCCGUUGCCGGCCAUUACCAUCGAAGCAUCGACGGCGUUUCAGCCGUAGAGCGGCGCUGCGUCUUGCAUGGCUUCGCCGUGCACGGACUGCCGGGGUCGCUCCGUUUGCUCGGCAGAAAGCCCACCGCCCUCACGCGAGUUGGCGCGCGUUGGCGUUGGUCGCGGCCGGCGCGCUGACCGGAACCAGAUCGUCAAAUCCGGCCGCGCGGCCGUCCGAUCCCCGCGCGACCCCACCCAUCUGAGAGCUCAGCUGGCCCUCGAGCCGGCACGCCUCGAGCCGUUGUCGUGUCCGGGGGCCAUCACGUGCCGUGCCGGAAUCUCGCAGCGAUCUAGCAGAUGUGCCGUCGCGCCGAGCUGAGCUGACGCCGCACAAGUUCUCCAGAAUAUAUAGAUCCACCCGUCCUCCUCGGCCCGCAGCCAGAGCCGUGUGGAGUCCACGAAGACACAGUCCGCGACGCCGGCGCGCAGCUACCAGCUAGCUCCCGUGCAGAGCAGAGCCCACUGCCGGACUGCCCACGCUCAGCGCCGCGGGCCGGAGGAGCGGAGCGCGGCCAGGGAGGGUGGUGACCGAGGAGGCUCGGCUGAGUGAGUGAGAGAGAGAGAGAGAUGGGCCGCAAGGAUGUCGGGAUCCUCGCCAUGGACAUCUACUUCCCGCCCACCUGCGUGCAGCAGGAAGCUCUUGAGGCUCAUGACGGAGCAAGCAAAGGUAAGUACACCAUUGGUCUUGGGCAAGAUUGCAUGGCCUUUUGCAGCGAGGUGGAGGAUGUCAUCUCAAUGAGUUUAGCUGUCGUCACUUCCCUACUGAAAAAGUACAAGAUUGAUCCAAAGCUGAUUGGUCGCUUGGAGGUUGGCAGCGAGACAGUAAUAGACAAAAGCAAAUCCAUCAAGACUUGGCUGAUGCAAAUCUUCGAGGAAAGUGGUAAUACCGACAUUGAAGGAGUUGACUCCAGCAAUGCGUGUUAUGGUGGGACAGCAGCCCUGUUGAAUUGCGUGAAUUGGGUCGAAAGUAACUCCUGGGAUGGACGCUAUGGUCUUGUUGUUUGCACAGACAGUGCGGUUUAUGCGGAAGGGCCAGCUCGUCCAACAGGAGGUGCUGCUGCUAUCGCUAUGCUCAUUGGUCCUGAUGCUCCUAUUUCAUUCGAGAGCAAAUAUAGAGCUUCUCACAUGGCUCACGUUUAUGAUUUCUACAAACCUGAUCUUGCAAGUGAAUAUCCGGUUGUUGAUGGAAAACUAUCCCAGACAUGCUAUUUGAUGGCUCUAGACUCGUGCUACAGACUGUUUUGCAGCAAGUAUGAGAAGCUCGUGGGGAAACAAUUCUCAAUUUCUGAUGCAGAAUAUUUUGUGUUCCAUUCUCCAUACAACAAGCUUGUGCAGAAGAGUUUUGCUCGACUUUACUACAAUGACUUCAUGCGCGAUUGCAGCUCUGUCGAUGAAGUUGCUAAAGUGAAGCUCCAGCCUUUUUCAAAUUUGACGAGUGAAGAGAGCUACCAGAGUCGCGACUUGGAAAAGGCCUCACAACAAGUUGCAAAGAAUUUGUAUGACAUCAAAGUGCAGCCAUCAACACUACUUCCAAAACAAAUUGGUAACAUGUAUACUGCAUCCCUUUAUGCUGCAUUGGCAUCUGUACUAUUCAACAAGCAUGAUAGUCUGGAUGGCCACAGAAUUGUCAUGUUCUCUUACGGCAGUGGCUUGACAUCCACUAUGUUUUCGUUGAGGCUAAACAAUGGUCAGCACCCCUUCAGUUUAUCAAACAUUGCUUCAGUGCUUGAUGUCACAGAGAAACUUCAGUCAAGACAUGAGACCUUACCUGAGAAAUUCGUCGAGACGCUGAAGCUGAUGGAGCACCGAUACGGCGCAAAGGAUUUUGAGACGAGCAAAGACACGAGCCUGUUGCCGCCUGGGACGUUCUACCUCACCAGGGUUGACUCCAUGUACCGAAGGUUCUAUGAGCAGAAGGUGACCGAGGAAACGGUCGGAGGCAAAGCCAAAUGCUGCAACGGUUUCGCAAAUGGGCACUAGUGGCAUACCAUGACUCUUAGGUCGCCUGCAAUUGCUCCUGAUCGUGCUCUCUACUUUGAUAUGGUUCUGGUUAGAAUUUCCAGCCUAGAGUGUUUCUCAAAUAAUUGUUCUAUGCAGCUGUUUCCUCUAGACCAGCUAAUUUUUUUAUAUUGUAUUGAUCUGACCAGUGAAAUUCAGUGUCGACAUUCCUUUUC